This is a messenger RNA of Boleophthalmus pectinirostris (great blue-spotted mudskipper), 1187 nucleotides long. Its product is annotated as methyltransferase-like 26 B. The coding region runs from base 405 to 1028 and encodes 207 amino acids. The transcript has 6 exons. The record is from RefSeq and is a predicted model, not a curated record. Lineage: Eukaryota; Metazoa; Chordata; Actinopteri; Gobiiformes; Gobiidae.
UAUGUACAAAACUAGGAAAUUUGAAUUUGAUAAUCCACCUCUCAAUACGACACCCGUUACGACAUUUUAUUUUUGAUUUAUUGGAUUAAAAAUCAUACCCUUCCCUGUAGGUGUGUGACCUCCACUCAUUAAGCCUUAUAUAAAUAAGCCAUUUGUUAAUAAUAUUUCAUCAAAAUUAAUGAAUAAAUGUAUUUAUUACUAUCAUACAGCUAUAUUGGGUAAAACAAAAACAUUUAGGCUAUAGGCCUUUCUGUUUAUUAAACUACCCUUGUGUACCAAAAAGUAAGGAGGAGCUGAGAAGAAUCCUCUUAACAAAGUAAUCUCUAACCAUCUGCUCCAAACAUCUACCAGUCUUCAGUCUUCACCUGCAUUUAUUUUGUCCGUGGUCUUCUCUGGGGAGAACCAUGCUGGUGUCUCCUCAGGCAGAGAGGAACUGGCAGAGCUUGGCUUCAGUAUUGGAGGAUGUGCUAGAGGAACAAUCUCACAGGCAGCUGUUUGCAUUGGAAUUGGGCUCUGGCACAGGGCAGCACGUCAUACGCUUUGCCCAGAAAAUGCCCUUUGUGACCUGGCAACCUUCAGAUAUCAAAGAAGAAUCAAGAGACAGUAUUAAGGCGUACAUUGCGGCCACCAAUGCAAAGACUGUGCUCCAACCAGUGCAUCUUGACGCCAGUGAUCCCUGGGAGAAAUGGGGAAACCUUUCUGUUAAUUCUUGUGAUGUUAUUGUCGCUAUAAACCUACUGCAGUACAGCUCCUUCAAAACAGCACAGGGUGUUUUCACUGGGGCAGGUCAGGUCCUCAAACCAAAUGGUCUUCUGAUAAUAUAUGGGGUCUAUGCAAUAAACGGAACAAUUACACCAAGCUGUAAUGAAGAUCUGGAUGAAGAGAUAAGAAAGCUGAAUCCAGAGUGGGGGCUUCCAGAUAUCGAUGUACUAAGACAGAUAGCAUAUGGAAAUGGACUGCGAAUGGAGAGAAUAGUUGAGAUGGAGAAUUACUACAAAUGUCUAAUCUUCCGGAAAAUAAACAAAUAAUAAAAAUAUAUAUCUAUCUACAUAUCUAUAUCUCUGUCUAUAUCGAUCUAUCUAUGUAUAUAGAUAGAUAGACAGAUAUAAAUGUACAUAGAUAGAUAAAUAUAGAUAUGGUAUAUUGUUGUGUAAUUGACUUUUCUUGUAUAGCAUUAAUAAACGGAG